AUGUCCUUCGCGGCCAACUACUUUGUGGCCCUGGGCCUUGAUGAGGGGCCGCCUCAGCGCCUGAACAAGACGUGCCUGAGGCUGAAGGGGAAGGAGGGCGUGCUGUGGUUCGCGCACGACCGCGACCACCACGCCUGGCACAACGCCCUCAGGACGUACAUACAGGCACUGGGCGCCACCGAGGAGAAGAGGUUCUACUACUCGCAGGGUGCCCGCUUCGCGCUGUCCCGGGAGAGGAUCCGGCAGCGCCCCCGGGAGUUCUACGAGCAGCUGCUCCGCACCGUGGACUCCGACGUGGACCCCACGGCGGGCGUGUUCGUCGAGCUGCUCUGGUACUACAUCCCCGGCCGGGCGGGCGGUGCCGAACAGCCGUGCGAGGAGAGCCCGUUCGCGGGCUGCCCCGAGGGCUUCGAGCAGCUCGGCAGCCUGGCAGACCACGCGCCGUACGGGAGGGUGGAGACCCUGAGGACGAGCUCCAUCUCGGAGUGCGCGGCGGCGUGCCGGAGCGCCAUCGUGGGGUGCGGGUCGUUCGAGUACCACGCCAAGAAGCCCAAGCUCUGCGUGCUCCAGGCCAGGAACAACUCGGUCGAGGAGGCGCAGCUCGGGUUCUGGCCCGGGGCGGUCGCGUGCAGGCGGGCGGGCCGGCAGUUUGGCUGGCAGGCGUGA
This is a messenger RNA of Prorocentrum cordatum, 666 nucleotides long. Lineage: Eukaryota; Dinophyceae; Prorocentrales; Prorocentraceae. The record is from the annotation of a GenBank genome assembly.